GUGAAAAAGUGUAGCGACUGUAGACGCUUGAGUCGGAGUUGCUUGUGAUUAUUUUGUCUUGUAUGUUAUAGUAAAAAAUGUUCAAACUACAUAUGAAAAUAGGCAUAUAUAAAACUUAGCCAUUCCUCUAUUACAAUGACAACUCAGCUGGACUGCAUUAUUAAGGUCGGAGGUAGUGCCUUGACGUAUAAAACGGAGGGUAACCAGGAAGUCAAAAAAGAUGCACUCCGUACUGUUGCCAAAAUAAUGACACUGUGCAUGGUGAAGCAUAUGAAAUGUAUUCUAGUUCAUGGUGCAGGCUCAUUUGGCCAUGGGUCAGCCAAACAGUGGGGCUUGAAUUUGGGUUGGAAAGGAAACCAGAAAGAUCCAGACUAUCCAGAACCACUCAAUAGAGUGAAAAUGGGUUUCUGCAUUACUCACAGGGAGGUUCUACUUCUCAACCAAAUGUUGGCAAGAGAGCUGACAGAGCAUGGCGUACAGGCUCUUGCACAAUCUCCAGUGUCGACCUGGGAGACGGAUUACGGAAUCGUUGUGAAGCACAGUGCAGAGGUUCUCGCCAGACAGGUGGAGCUUGGCUUCAUCCCGCUCCUGCACGGUGACACCGUGUUCGACAGGAGCUGGGGCUGUCACGUGCUGAGCGGAGACACAAUCGUAGAGGUUCUCAGCAGUGCAAUGAGUGUAAAGAGGGUCAUCUAUUUAACAGAUGUUUGUGGCGUCUACGACAAGCCUCCUGAAAUUGGUAGGUUUUUACAUGACAUUGGUCUUGGUGUACAGUGAGUGUGCUUCUGGUGUGUGAACGCGUGUGUAUUUGUGUGUUCACAGCUGGAGAGGCUGCCAUAAAAUAGCUGGUGUUUAUAGGUCUAUUGCCUCCAAGAACAUAAAUUCAGCAAUAGAGAAAAGCCGAGGUGGCAGCACUAAUGUGUGCUCACUACUGGAGCAUUGCCAAAAUGCUUGUAAUAAUACAACAACGGGUUUACUUAGAAUUUAAACAAGCAUUAUUGUUGCCCAGUGCAGAUUUUAAGAUCACGUUUGCCCCUUAUUGUGUUUAGUUUACGGCAAUUCUAGACCUUUGGGUCUUGUUUUAAAUAGGCUGAGCUAAGUAGUUGUGUAUGGGAUCAGAUGGUGAGCGAGUGCGCGUUUUGCAAGGUCGUGGUCUAGGUCCAAAUGCAUGGUGAAGCAUGCAGGGUGUGGCAGCGUGUUGCACAAGCACAAUAACCGGUGUUGUUGUUUUUUUCUUUUCAUUUCUUUAUACUAGCUAUUAUGCUUUUAGGGGAAAUCAUUGUGAAAAGCACUAACUAUUUGAGAAUUAAAACUGAAAUUUAUUUUAUACUUCCUCUGUGGCUAUGCAAUUUUAAUUAUUAUAGAGUCAAUACUGAGCCUUUUACAAUACGUAGAUAGGUAAUCAUUUGACCUAGGUUUGCUAUGAAUGCCGCUUCACUGUAUGUAAAUAAAAUAUAUGUAAGUGAAAUACCCUUAGUGAAUAAUUAGGUGACCCAUGUAAUUAGCCCUGAAUCAAUAUAAUCACGAGCAUAUAUAAAUCAGUUUGUGCGUGUGCAUGUGUUCGUGGUACAAAACCUUGCAGCAAUUAUUCGCGAAUUCGUAAAAUUACGGGGGAUCGAGCAUUGGCGGCAUCAUCGGAUAACUCAUGUUACCCGCAUCAAUCAUAGAAGCGCGCGAAUCGUAGCUAACGCGUGAUCGCUAACACUAGA
Molecule: messenger RNA, 1709 nt
Organism: Priapulus caudatus
Lineage: Eukaryota; Metazoa; Priapulida; Priapulimorpha; Priapulimorphida; Priapulidae
Exons: 5
Coding region: 136-777 (213 amino acids)
Cellular component (GO): cytosol
Source: RefSeq, a predicted model, not a curated record